This is a messenger RNA of Paramecium sonneborni, 1206 nucleotides long. Lineage: Eukaryota; Ciliophora; Oligohymenophorea; Peniculida; Parameciidae. The record is from the annotation of a GenBank genome assembly.
GUUAUGAAUUGCUUUAGAGCUUUUACAAUCUUUGAUUUUGAGCUUAACUAAUUUUAUUUAUUCUUAAGAAGAGAUAUUGAAUCCACUCCUCUUUGGGAAUAAACAAUAAAAGAGAUUCAGACUUAGAUAAAUGAAUAGAAUGUAUUAGAAGAAAAGGUUUUUCAUAUAAUUUCACUAUUAGGAACAGUUAGAGGAAAAUAUGAUUAUUUCACAAGUAAUUUUUAUUAAUAUACUAAGAUCGACUAUUAAUAUUAUUAUCGCAUACAUUUGUAGACGAUAUUUUUUAAGCUGAGCUUUUACUUUUAAUAUAUGCAUAUUUAAGUGAUGUUCCACAUUACAAAAACGUAAUAAAUAAAAUAUAUUGUUUUAGCUCAAAAUAUAAGAACUUUAAGUUUUGGAAAAGUUUAAAAUAGAAAAAUUAAUAAAGACCAAAGAAGAACAAUUAUUAUUGAACAAUACGUUUUUUAAUUAAAAAUACCUAAGUUUAAAGCCUAAUUAACUUGAUUAAUAAUACUAAAAAAUACUAACUUCUACAACACUAUCAAGUGAAAAUAAUGAACUAUAAAAUAUUUCAAGCAAAUAAUUAAUUGAUGAAUAAUAAUUGAAAGUAUUUAGAGGAUUUCUGCUUUAUGAUAUAAAUAAAUCCUAUUUUCUAAUGUUUGUAAAAAAAGGAUUUAGUAAUGAUAAAACUUGGACUUAAGAGAGAAUCAGAAUUGAAAAUAUUUUAUUAUAAAUGUAGUAGAAAGAAUCUCAGAUAAUUUGUAUAUAAAGCAAUUUCGGAUAAUUUAUUGCUGAAUAUGAUGCAACAACAAGUAUCUAUUUAAAUAAACGAUAGAAUUCUAUUUUAUACUUCUAUCUAACCAUAAAACAGCUGAAUAUCCUCAAUAUUAACUUUUAUAAAGAAUUAAAAGUUUCAUUUAUUUAGAACCUAAAUUCCACUAAGUAAUAAAUAUUAAUAAUAAAUUUAAGUAAAAAAAGUGCGAUCUUGAAAAUAAACUACUUUAUGCUAUCAGUGAUAUAAUUGAUGCAGAAGAAAGAAUAUACAUAUAAAGAUAUGGAAAAAGAAUUAUUGAUUCAAAAAUAUUAAAAUCUAAAUUUUAAAGUGAAAAGACUUCUGUUCAAGCCUCUGUAUAAAACAUUCCUUCUAUAAGUUUAUUACCAAAAAAUUAAGAUUGCAAUAGUUUAGAAUAAAUAAAAGCCAAAUGA